Messenger RNA from Pyrus x bretschneideri (Chinese white pear), 759 nucleotides. Its product is annotated as probable 6-phosphogluconolactonase 4, chloroplastic. Lineage: Eukaryota; Viridiplantae; Streptophyta; Magnoliopsida; Rosales; Rosaceae. The record is from RefSeq and is a predicted model, not a curated record. Gene Ontology annotation, biological process: pentose-phosphate shunt; carbohydrate metabolic process. Gene Ontology annotation, molecular function: 6-phosphogluconolactonase activity.
UCGGAGUCAGCAGAGAUGGCGGUUCAGUUUCAGAAGAAGGUGGAGAUUUUUGAGACGGAUGAGGAAGUGGGUCUGGCGCAGUACACCGCCGACCUGUCGGCCAAGUUUGUGAGGGAGAUGGGAGCUUUCACAGUCGUUUUGUCCGGCGGCACUCUCAUUGACACGCUCAUGAAAUUAGCGGAACCGCCGUAUAAGAAUACGGUGUAAUGGGGGAAAUGGCAUGUGUUCUGGGUGGAUGAAAGAGUGAUGAAAAAGACUCACCCCAACAGUAACUAUAAACUUGGUUUUGAUGGUUUCCUCUCUAAGGUGCCGAUUCCCCCUGGCUAGAUUUAUGCCAUUAACGAUGCACUUCCGGCUGAGGGAGCUGCAGAAGAUUACGAAGCCCGUGUUAAACAUUUGGUUCAGCGCAAUGUGAUUGCCACUUCAAAAGCUACUGGAUUUCCAAGGUUUGAUCUCAUGCUUCUCGGCAUGGGUCCAUGUGGACGUCUUGCUUCUCUGUUCCCUGCUCACCCGCUUUGCAAGGAGAAGACGAAAUGGGUGACUUACAUUAAGGACUCGCCAAAGCCACCUCCACAGAGGAUUACUUUUACCUUCCCAGUGAUCAACUCUGCUGCAUAUAAUGCAAUGGUGGUGACGAGUGACGAUCUAGCGGAUGCCGUGCAAAUAGCACUUGGAAAUAGUUUGCCUCCUUACACUUUGCCUGCUCACUUGCUUGCAGCUGAAGAGGAGGUAAUUUGGUUCCUAGAUUCGAAGCUGUAG